Messenger RNA from Polyodon spathula (Mississippi paddlefish), 1747 nucleotides. RefSeq names its product kelch domain containing 3 (gene klhdc3). The record is from RefSeq and is a predicted model, not a curated record. NCBI's taxonomy places the organism in Eukaryota, Metazoa, Chordata, Actinopteri, Acipenseriformes, Polyodontidae. The coding region runs from base 382 to 1584 and encodes 400 amino acids. Gene Ontology annotation, molecular function: chromatin binding; protein binding. Gene Ontology annotation, cellular component: cytoplasm. The transcript has 12 exons.
CGGUCGAGUGUCACGCUCAAGAGAAAGAAAAAAAUCGAAAUAUUUAUUUUACUUUUAGUUUUUGGCAAAGUUUAAUUAGUAAUUAUGUUUUAAUAACCUACUUUACCUUUUUUGUUUGGUAAAACCCUUUGUCUACGGUUUUUUGUUUGUUUGUUAAGGUGUCAUUCCAAAGGAAAUCGUUACAUAUUUUCACGAUUUUGACAGGCAACUAAUCAAUGCCAUUCGCUAUCAUUCGUAAACAAACGACAGACUGAGAGGCCGAAACGGGAGUGUGGCAUAAACCCAUAGGAACAGCGAUGACUUUGUUAUGAUAAAGGCAGGAUGAUGAUGGAAUGAUGGUUUAAAGAGGCUGUGUUCUCUUUGGAGACUCUUGCGAAGGGAAUGUUACGGUGGACGGUGCACCUGGAAGGAGGGCCGCGGAGGGUGAAUCAUGCUGCUGUUGCCGUCGGGCACAAAGUGUACUCCUUUGGGGGCUACUGUUCAGGGGAGGACUAUGAAACCCUGCGCCAGAUCGACAUUCAUGUGUUUAACGCGGUAUCUCUUCGCUGGACGAAGUUGCCUCCGGUACGAACCUGUGGAAGGGAACAUGCCAGGGAAGUACCGUACAUGAGAUACGGACACACAGCAGUACUGGUGGACGAUACUAUUUACGUCUGGGGAGGGAGGAAUGACACUGAGGGUGCCUGCAAUGUGCUCUAUGCUUUUGAAGUCAACAAUCACAGAUGGUUCACUCCAAAAAUCACUGGGACAGUUCCGGGAGCAAGAGAUGGCCAUUCAGCUUGCGUCCUGGGAAAGUGCAUGUACAUCUUUGGAGGAUACGAGCAACUUGGAGACUGUUUUUCCAAUGAUAUCCAUAAGCUGGAUACUACAACAAUGGCAUGGUCAUUUAUCAAUGCCAGGGGUACACCAGCUCGCUGGAGGGAUUUCCACUCUGCCACAAUGAUCGGAAGUAAAAUGUUUGUGUUUGGCGGCAGGGCCGAUCGGUUCGGACCAUUCCACUCCAACAAUGAAAUAUACUGCAAUAAAAUUAAAGUGUUUGAUACGGAAACCAACUGCUGGUUAGAUUCUCCUGCCACUCCACUCCUUCCAGAGGGGAGGCGCAGUCAUUCAGCUUUUUCCUACAGUGGUGAAUUGUAUAUAUUUGGUGGAUACAAUGCACGACUUGACAGACACUUUAGUGAUCUCUGGCAAUUUAAUCCAGAGAGUUUCACCUGGAAGAAGAUAGAGCCCAAAGGGAAAGGUCCAUGUCCACGCAGGAGACAGUGCUGCUGUAUGGUUGGAGAAAAGAUUAUCCUUUUUGGAGGCACCAGUCCCAUCAGAGGGACAAGAGGUUGGCAGUCCAACAACUUCCACGAUUAUUGCAACCCGUGUCCAGAACAGGGAAUGGGAGAUGAAUUUAACCUCAUGGAUCAUUCUGACUUCUACAUCCUGGACUUCAGUCCCAGUCUGAAGACGUUAUGCAAACUAGCAGUCAUUCAGUAUAGCCUGGAUCAGUCUUGCCUCCCUCAUGACAUCAGGUGGGAGUUGACAGCUAUGACAACCAACAGUAACAUCAGCCGGCCAAUCUUCUCUUCUCACGGCUGAUCCUGCAACUCCUGUGCAACAAUACGCCAACCAGAAGAAACACAUGAGGACUUUUGUGGACUUUGGGGUGUAUUCAUGGCAAAAUUGCUGUUCAUGCUGAAUUUUUUUUUUUUUUUUUUUUUAAAGCAAGGUUUGAUUUCUAGCUUGUGUGUGUCUAUAUAUA